Molecule: messenger RNA, 2355 nt
Organism: Vanderwaltozyma polyspora DSM 70294
Lineage: Eukaryota; Fungi; Ascomycota; Saccharomycetes; Saccharomycetales; Saccharomycetaceae
Product: CCR4-NOT core exoribonuclease subunit CCR4
Exons: 1
Coding region: 1-2355 (784 amino acids)
Biological process (GO): nuclear-transcribed mRNA poly(A) tail shortening
Cellular component (GO): CCR4-NOT complex; nucleus; cytoplasm
Molecular function (GO): poly(A)-specific ribonuclease activity; protein binding
Source: RefSeq, a predicted model, not a curated record
AUGAAUAAUCCUUCGGUUUUAGGGUACCCUUCAUUAUCUAGCCAACCUGCUGGACCACAGAGGACUGUCACUCCAAAUGCCAUGGGCGCUCAGUUACAUACCCCUCCAGGUUUGAUGAGCGCUGGUGGCAACGACUACUCUAUUCAGUUGUUGCAACAACUAAAUAACAGCAACAACAACAACAAUAAUAACAACAACAAUAACAACAACAACAAUAACAAUACAAACGUACAAAGCCUGCCUCCAGAUGAAAAUAUUAAUAACCCGUUGUUUCACCCACAUUUAGAGGACCCUUCCUUGUUGAGUAACCCAAUUUGGAAAUUGCAAUUACAAUUAAUCUCUAUCUCAAUGCAGACUUUGGGCCAACCAAACGUAUAUGCAAGACAAAAUGCAAUGAAAAAAUAUUUGGUUACUCAAAAACAACCUUCUCAAAAUGGCGGUAACCACGUAGCAAAUAACAACGGUAACGGUAUGAACUCUAAUAAUAAUAAUGGAAAUGGUAAUCCUCAAUUAAACGAAGCAUCCAUGUCGUUAGUAGAUAAAACAAAACAAUUGUUAAUGGAAAUGGCUUCCGACACUCCAAAUAGUAAUGACCUUUCAAACGAUAUUAAAAACUCCUCUUCUCAACAACAGGGCCAACAAAAUAAUACAAAUUCAACAAAUAGCACCAUUUCUACUCCAACCACUCCAAAGACAGAAUUAAAUCAAUUAUCAUCUACUCCAACAACCACAUCUCUAUUACUACAACAUAAAAAACUAUCCCAGUAUAAUAUAGACGAGGAUGACGAAGUCGAACAACAAAAUAGAAUUAUUACUCCUGACGAAGUUAAAUUCAACGACCAAUUAUGGCAUGCCAUUGAUCUGUCGAAUCUGAAAAUAUUUAAUGUCAACAAUAGAAUCUUCGAUUACAAAUUCUUAACCAGAUUAUACUUAAAUGGUAACAAUUUAACUUCUUUACCAAAGGAAAUUAAAAAAUUGAAUAAUAUCAGGGUACUAGAUCUUUCUCAUAAUAAAUUAACGGAAUUGCCAACAGAAUUAGGGUUUUGUUAUCAAUUGAAAUAUUUAUAUCUAUUCGAUAACUUAAUCAAAACUUUACCUUGGGAAUUUGGAAAUUUAUCGAACUUACAAUUUUUAGGUAUUGAAGGUAAUCCAUUAGAUAAAAAAUUAUUGAAAAUUUUGGCAGAAAAAUCAGUAACAGGCUUGAUUUUCUACUUAAGAGAUAAUAGACCCGAAAUCCCAUUAGAAAAGGAUAGACAAUUUAUAGAGAUUAAUACAGAUGGUGAUAUACAAGAUGGUUAUGAAAAUGUAGAAGUUUCAAACGAACAUUUAAAUCCAGAACUACAAAAGAAAUCAUUCACUGUAUUGUCCUAUAAUACUUUAUGUCAACAUUAUGCAACUCCAAAAAUGUAUCGUUACACUCCUUCUUGGGCCUUGAGUUGGGAUUAUAGACGUGAAAAAUUAAAGGAUCAAAUUUUGUCAUUUAAGAGUGAUGUGAUUUGUUUACAAGAAGUCGAAUCCAAAUCAUAUGAAGAAUUUUGGUUACCACUACUACAGAAAAACGGGUAUGCUGGUACUUUCUAUGCUAAAACAAGAGCUAAGACAAUGCAAACAAAGGAUUCUAAAAAAGUCGAUGGUUGUUGUAUAUUCUAUAAAGAAUCCGAAUUCAAUGUACUCUAUAAAGAUUCGGUAGACUUCAGUGGUGUUUGGAUGAAGCACAAGAAGUUCCAACGUACAGAAGAUUAUUUGAAUCGUGCAAUGAAUAAAGAUAACGUUGCUUUAUAUAUGAAAUUGGAACACAUUAAGAGUGGAGAAUCGGUUUGGGUAGUAACCACACAUUUGCAUUGGGAUCCUCAGUUUAAUGAUGUUAAAACUUUCCAAGUUGGUAUAUUAUUAGAUCAUUUAGAAGAAUUAUUAAAGGAUAAUAAUAAUGCAAGUUCUAAACAAGAAAUAAGGAAAUGUCCUGUAAUCAUUUGUGGUGAUUUGAACUCUCAUCUGGAUUCUGCAGUUUACGAAUUGUUAAGUACCGGUCAUGUUCAAGUUCAUAAAGACAUUGAAAAUAGAUUCUAUGGUUAUAUGUCUCAAAAGAAUUUUGCGCAUAAUUUAGCCCUACGAUCAAGUUAUGAUUGCAUCGGUGAGCUACCAUUCACUAAUUUCACCCCAUCAUUCACUGAUGUCAUCGAUUAUAUUUGGUAUUCCACCCAUGCUUUACGUGUCCGUGGAGUACUAGGUCCAGUAGACAAAGAUUAUGUUUCUAAAUUCAUUGGUUUCCCUAACGAUAAAUUUCCAAGUGAUCAUAUCCCAUUAUUAGCAAGAUACGAGUUCACUAAAGGUGGGGGUGGCAGUAGAAAAAUCUAA